This is a messenger RNA of Orbicella faveolata, 2108 nucleotides long. RefSeq names its product ferric reductase 1-like. Lineage: Eukaryota; Metazoa; Cnidaria; Anthozoa; Scleractinia; Merulinidae. The record is from RefSeq and is a predicted model, not a curated record.
UAAUUCAAAGCCUGGGUCCGGUCCAGAGCAUUCUUACCCCGUUCCAGGUCCCCGCCGCUACGAGGGACAGGCGGUUCUGGAGACGAGAAUUUGUUUCCGCCAAGGUGUAUGUCCUUCGUGUUUAUCACGCGAGCAGCGAGCUGCAGAAAUGGCACGAUUCUCAGUACUUCACAGAUCAGUGAUCGCCGGAGUAUUUGUAGUUUUUCUGUCUGAAGUUCCAGUCAGUGACAGUAGAAUUCCACCACAAAAGCUUCCAUCUCCUCGGCUGUUGUUCUCUACAGCUGGUUGUGGAAAAACAAAAAGCUGUUUCUUUACGCCAUACUCUUGUGGCUCAUCACCAAACAGCUGCGAUUACUUCCUGACGUACACACCUAAAGAAUCAUCCUUUAUGUUUGAAAUGAGCAGCAAUAAAAAGUGGGUAGCAGUUGGAUUUAACCACAAGGCUGUAAUGGAUGGAACAGAUUCCAUUAUAUGUUCCGUUACAAAUGGAAGUACUUUAGUUGGUCAUUAUCCUAUAGAGGGAUAUCAAACACCAGUAAGAACAAUGCAGUCUGUAAAAGGGCUGAAAGUUGAGCAACAAUCUUAUGAGGAUGGAGCUAUCAAAUGCAGGUUUGGACGAGAUAAACAGGAUAAUAUCAUGGCUGCUGACCUAACUAAGCAUCUGUUUAUUAUAUUUGCCAUAGGACCAACAGGUCCCGAUAAUUCUCUUAAAGAACACAGUUGGAAAGCUCACUCCAUGAGUCCAGUGAAUCUUGCUGAAAUUCAGAUCCUGGAAGCUUCUGUUUAUGACUUGUCAUUCAUUCAAAUACAUGGUAAAUAACUGUAUGCUAUCUUGACACUGUUUACAUAAAGUUUAGAACUUUGUACCUGAAAAGAGCUUUUACUACAUGGCUACAUGCAUAUUUGUGACUUACAAUUGAUUCUGUGGUCUACUUAUAAAUAUAACUCUUCUGUGUGUGAUAGUACAUGGAAUACAUAAGGCUGUAAAGCUGUCAGCAAAGCAAACUUUUCAAGUAGAUGUGAGGAUGGAUGCAAAUAAUUAUAGAGAAGGAACUUACUAACUGUAAUAAUUUGAUUUAGUGCCCCUGAGGUACUAAGUUUAGUUAGUGCCUGGUAACCAAGGAAGGGCGCUUAUUGGAGAGCGAGCACUAACUAGGGAUGGAGUGCCUAUUUCUUUCUGAACAUAUACAUCUGACUGUGGUUCAAAACUUUAAUAAAAAAAGAAACAACUAGUCUGCUGGCAGCCGGUUUUUUCUCUACGGGUCACUAGGAUGAGUGUUUAGUCAUCACGAACGCAAAAGGGUGGUAUGGUGGUGGCUGAGCAGGGAAGAAGGCGGGACAAGGGUGGUAUGACCGAGUAGGGAAGAAGGCGUGCAUGCCAUGCACAUGUCUCCUCCUAUUCCCCUUUAGCCAAAACAUCUCACCUCAUAACCUCUACUGAAUUUCGAGAGAAAAACAGACUGCCGGCAUCUAAAAAACAACAAAAACCAUACUUUAGCUCAAGAACUGUAAUGAUAGAGCUCUGACAGACAUAAUGUUCGGUAAUUUAUGUUCAUACAAAAAAGCAGCAGACUUCAUAACUUGUUCAUCUAGUCACUCUAUUCUUCAAAGUAAGCAUAACAGAAUGAUGUUUAACUUGAAUUCAAACUAAAAAAAUCUUUAGUUGAUAUGCUCAUUUAAUGUCACUAUUCUGUUAUUCAAACAACUAAGAGUAGAUGUAAUGCAACCAGGUAAAAGGUAACACAACACAAUAUGCAAACAACAAUAUGGUGUAAUUGAGGGGGACACAGCCCUGUGGCAGGCUUGACGUGACUUCAUGAUAGGUGCACAAACAGAAAGCCUUGCUUAUUCACCCACUAACGUGGGAAUAGAACAAGAGUAUUGGCAGAGCCUUUCUUAUCUCCCCGGCAAAGCACAGGCUGGAUCGGACAAGAUAAAGGCUAGGAUAUAAGAUGGCAAGACACAAACAAUGCCAAAGCUUGGGGGAAGUCGCUAUGCAGACUUAAUCGAGCCAUGAGGAGUGACCCCAGUUUAUAGGCAAAUAGCAAAUAAAAGCCCUUCUCCAAGGGAGGAAGGGUGGGAAAUUUUAAAGUUAAAUUGUUACAAAC